Messenger RNA from Phytophthora infestans T30-4, 663 nucleotides. RefSeq names its product dolichyldiphosphatase, putative. The transcript has 5 exons. The coding region runs from base 1 to 663 and encodes 220 amino acids. The record is from RefSeq and is a predicted model, not a curated record. NCBI's taxonomy places the organism in Eukaryota, Oomycota, Peronosporomycetes, Peronosporales, Peronosporaceae. Gene Ontology annotation, molecular function: dolichyldiphosphatase activity. Gene Ontology annotation, cellular component: intracellular membrane-bounded organelle; endoplasmic reticulum membrane. Gene Ontology annotation, biological process: lipid biosynthetic process; protein N-linked glycosylation.
AUGGAGGACGCAGCCACGACUGUGCAGGAGUUCGAGCUCACGUGGGUCGUUUACGACCCAAAGGAUCCGUUCGGGGCCAUUCUGGCACUAUGCACGCUGUCCCCCAUCUUCCUCGUGAUCGUGUACCUCACAGUCGUGGCCUCGCAGCGAGACUUGGACAGCAUUUUCAUGCUUGUGGGGCAGCUCGUGAGCGUCGUGCUCAAUAAAGUCUUAAAGAAACUCAUCAACCAGCCGCGACCGGAAGGCGCGUAUAUGAGCGGACCGGGGAUGCCAUCGGCGCACUCCCAAUUUAUGGGUUUCUUCGCAGCUUACAUGGUGAUCUACACAUGGAAGAGGCUGAACUCCCGUCGAUUUCUGGAGCAGUGGUUCACUAUUUUCAGUGCUGUUAUGUCGGCAGUGUUGACCUGCUACUCGCGAAUCCACUUGAACUACCACUCGAUUGACCAAGUGGUUGUUGGUGCCGCCGUCGGGGUGCUUACUGGGACUGUCUGGUACGCUCUGGUCGCUGCGGCCUCUCCGUGGUUGUUCCCUCGUUUAGUGGAGUCGCGCCUUGCCAAGUUUUUCUACGUCCGCGACAUCUCGCACAUCCCCGACUUGACUGUCUACCAACACGAAGUUUGCAAAAAGGCUACUGCUACUUCUCCUAAGAAGAAGUCUCAGUAG